GGGAAGCGGGGCGAAUGGCGACUUCAGGAGAAGGUUGUCGCUCGGUCGAGCGCUGGAGGAGACGCUACCUGCCUGGAGAGGAUUAUUCUUUGGAUAUAGAAGAAGCCAAAAGUAAAAGUCGAAAGGCUUCAAUAUCUGCAGAUAAAAUGGAUAGUUCACUUGAUGAUACGAUAGCUUCUUUGCUUAUAACUUCCUCACAGUUGAAAACUAUCUACUGUGGAAGAACGCAUGACAAAAGACAUUAUUUUGCAUCCCCAAAGAAUUUUAAAAAUUCGGAUGGGCCUGAUGAUGAAUUGAAUUCUCGGUAUGUGUCAAGGGAGCUUGACCUACGGUCAGAGUUUACUGGAGAUUCUCUUGGAAGUGAUGAAAUUGAAAUUGGAGGCACAUAUUCAGAAAUAGAUAUUACUUUGCCAUCCACUUUGCGGGCUGGCAUAUGUUGUGAUGAUAGUACUGGUGAUGAAGCAGUAAGAGAGAGUGUUAGUAUUUCUGAAACCCAAGAGGUAAAUGGGGAAACGCUGAUACCAUCUCACUUCAGUCAAAUUUAUCAUGAAUUAUCCUCCAUACAUCAAAAGCUUCAGCAGGAAAAACUUACUCAGCAAGAAUAUGCUUUGAAACUUGAAAAACGAGAACACUUCUUACACGAGCGAGAAGCCCAGCUAUGUCGACAUGAAGCUGCUUUGACCAGGAUAAGGGAUGUUGAGGAGGAAAUUCAUACAAAAUUUGAAAUUAUGAAGGAGCAACAUGAAGUUGAAAUUAAGCAGUUGACUGAGGCCUUGAAAGAAAAAACAAAGGAAAACAAAAGGCUUAAGACAUCAUUUGAAACAUUAAAGGAACUAAAUGACACCUUGAAAAAACAGUUAAGUGAUGUAAGUGAGCAAAACAAGAAGUUGGAAGUACAGUCUCGAAAGGUACAGGCUCGUUUAGAGAAUUUGCAGCGAAAGCAUGAAUUUUUAUCAAUACAGAAGUCUAAAGAAAUUCCCCACAUAGCCCAAGAACAUAAGAUUGUUAAACCAGAAAAAGUUAUAGCAUCAUCAAAAACUCACAAGGUAGCUCUUAAUUCACACGUCUAUGACCUUUUAACACUGCUAAUGGACUGGAUCUCAGAUCAGCACCUGAGCAAAUUGAUACUAGAGGAAGAGAGAGAAGCCAUUCACAAGCAAGGCACAGAUGCUUCCAACAGAAACUACACACAAGAGAAGUGUAUCAGGUUGUUGCCUCUUGUUGCUGAACAACUUCAGUGGAUGCCCUUUGUGAAUCCUAAUUUGCACAUGCAUGUGGUUAAAUUUAUUUACUGGACCAUAAGGCAGCUAGAUGGAGGGAUGCAGCAUGGAUCAAUGACAUCAACAAUGAGAAGACUGGGUGAAGACCUAUUUAAAGGUGUUGUACCUAAGGGAAGUCAGUAUCUUUCUUCAGAACAUGCAUCUGACUCUAAACCAAAGUCAGCAUCUUUCUUUAAAAGCUCUCGUUUACCUUUAAGAGUCAUAUCAACUUUAAUUAUAAUCAAAACAGUCACACAAGCUGAUUACCUAGCUCAAGCUUUUGAUUCACUUUGCAUUGAUCUGAAGACAGAGGAAGGGAGAACUUUGUUUUUGGACUACCAAGCUGUGCCCAUUAUAUUGGGUCAUAUAAGAAUAUCAAGUAAAAGGCUGCUUUCCACUGCCAUUGACAGUUUACUCCAGAUGACAUUGGAUUCCAGGGUUUUGCAUCGGUUCCUAGAAGCUUGCAGUAGUGAGGCCUUUUUCCGUACUUGUUCAGUGCUGCUUCGAAACUCCAAACUAGAAAUUCAGAUACUGGAAAAACUCAGCAUUUUACUGCAAAAACUCUCAAAAAUUAAGCGUAAUAAGAAGAUGUUUGAGCUGUUUACUAUUCAUCUGAUGAUUCAAGAAUUACAGAGGACAACUCACCCAGAUCAUGCGUUUUUAUGUAUUAACCUAAACUCUAUUUUGUUUAAUUUGGGUCUGACCAAAAGCAACCCACUGACAAAUGGUCUCAAAGAAAGCCUGUAACCAGCUACCUAUAAGUAAGGAGAUCAGCUAGCUCUGGAGAAGCCCCACCUCCACAGCUGGACAGAUUGUACAUGGUGAGUCUUCCUCACAUUAUCCCAAGCUUCAGGAAGAGAUCUUGUAAUCCUGGAUAUUCCAGGCGUUCUAAAGUUCUUCCAGGUGGGCCUGUCAACUGACCUUAGGUCCAACACCCUCAGAAGACAGGUUGCAGUUCCAGGUUUCAUUCUAAAAGACACACACAGGAACCUUCAGGCAGCUGUCCACAUGAACAUGAAAAACAUUUGGCUGGAUCAGGCCAAUGAUCCAUCAAGUUCAGCAUCCCGUCACAUGGGAAACCGGCUGUCCACAGGAUCCCUCAAGCAGGAUGGGUACAACGUUCUGCCUGCUUGUGCUCCUCACAACUGGAGUAUGUCCAAAGGUUUUUGAGGGUAGAGGCCACCUCCAAUCUGUAGGGUCACCAUCUAGAGCCUGAAUGCAUUGCUCAUGACCCUAACUAGGGCUCCUUCAAGCCUCUCAGAGCUGCUGCUACUUUGAAGGUGCUAACCUUCAAGUCCAUUUUCUUCAUUACCAUUGUCUCAGCCAGAAGGGUCUCAGAAUUGGGGCCCUCUCUUCUGACAGAGAUUUGUCUUUCUUUCAUAAUGGCCACCCCACCCUUCAUUCACAAAGUCAGUUUGGCCUUCAAUCUUGGGGAUUGGCAAUUCUGCCCAGAUGUAUGUAUGGUCUCUCUAUUUGUACACAUGCGUGGCUUCAGUUUCAUGGUGGUGUGUGGCUUCCGGUGUGCCAUCUUCCAAGGGCAGACAGUCAAAUUGACAACAUCGGACAUUACAUGUGCGCAUGGUGACUUGGCGAGAGAAACACAGCUAUUAUCAAUAAUAUUUCAACCUACCAUUGCAAACAAUUUUAUACAUUUUGACACGUUAGCUAAACACAGUCCUGUGAACAGGGAAAAAUAUGUGCUUUUCAAUUUGUUACAAGAAUUUGAAAACAGAUUUCAAGAUUUCCAGGAAAAUAAUCACUAUUUUGGAAUGUUUGCGACUCCAUUAUCAGUUGACAUAAAUACGUAACCUGCCAAUUUUCAAAUGGAAUGCAAAGAGCUGCAAUCUGACGUUCAAUUAAAGAAAAAAAUUGAUCAUGGAUUUUAUAGGUCCUAUUUUCUCAAAAAUCCCUUCACAAUUAUGCCUUAUUCAUCUCUUUGCUUUUUGGCAGCACCUACAUUUGUGAGCAACUAUUUUCAAGAAUGAAGCACACUAAGAGUAAUAUUAGAACCAAACUAUCUGAUGAUCACCUUGAGAAUUCACUGAGAAUUGCAACUACUUCCAUUGAACCAGAUAUUGAUGCCUUAGUUUCUCAGAUAGAAUGUCAAAUAUCCCACUAGUU
Messenger RNA from Varanus komodoensis (Komodo dragon), 3380 nucleotides. It is a transcript of the gene CCDC138, whose product is annotated as coiled-coil domain containing 138. The transcript has 16 exons. Lineage: Eukaryota; Metazoa; Chordata; Lepidosauria; Squamata; Varanidae. The record is from RefSeq and is a predicted model, not a curated record. The coding region runs from base 15 to 2006 and encodes 663 amino acids.